AAACCAUCAGAAUAGCUAAAGAGCGAGAGAGAGAUAACAUCCAAAGGCCAAUAUCUCAUCAUCUCUCUUCCUCUCCAAAAUCUCCAAAUCCAGACACAUUUCAUUCUUCCACGUUCUUGUCAGAUUUCACUUCUGAAAGAACAAGAAGAAGAAAAACCAUCAGUUUUCAGCCAUAAAUUCGAUUUUCCUUUUCAUUUUUCAGUUCUCUUUUCAAAUCCGCCAUGGAAAAAGGAUCCGAAGAUCAAACCAAGCCCACCCACCGUCUCGAUCGUCUGAUCUUCCCCGCGUGGGCUCGCGACGUCUCUGAAUGCGAGGCCCACUACAACGUCACCUCCUCAUCCGGCCUCCCGUCCUCCGAGAUCCCCAUCCUCCGCGAGAUCUACGGCUACAACGAGCUGGAGAAGCAUUCCGGGCCGUCGAUCUUCCGUCUCGUCCUCGACCAGUUCAACGACACUCUCGUCCGCAUCCUCCUCGUCGCGGCCGUCAUCUCCUUCGUUCUCGCGUACUAUGAUGGCGAUGGCAGCGGCGAGGCGGGCUUCGCGGCCUUCGUCGAGCCUAUCGUGAUCUUCUUGAUCUUGAUCGUCAAUGCCAUUGUCGGCGUCUGGCAAGAAAGCAAUGCCGAGAAGGCUCUAGAAGCUCUGAAAAAGAUCCAAUCAGAGCAUGCCACUGUCAGACGCGACGGGCGGACUGUCCCGAACCUGCCCGCAAGAGAGCUUGUCCCCGGAGACAUCGUCGAACUCCAUGUGGGGGACCGGGUCCCCGCCGACAUGCGGGUUUUAUCCCUUAUAAGCUCCACCGUGCGGCUCGAGCAGGGUUCAUUGACGGGCGAGAGUGUGGCUGUCAACAAGACCCAUCGGAAGGUUGAAUCCGAGGAUGCGGAUAUCCAGGGGAAGGAGUGUAUGGUUUUUGCCGGGACCACCGUCGUGAACGGUGUCUGUUUGUGUUUGGUCACACAGAUAGGCAUGGACACAGAGAUCGGGAAGGUGCAUUCGCAGAUCCAUGAAGCGUCACAGACGGAUGAAGAUACGCCGUUGAAAAAGAAGCUGAAUGAGUUUGGCGAAGUUUUAACGGCUAUGAUCGGUGCGAUCUGUGCCCUCGUCUGGUUGAUCAAUGUGAAGUACUUCCUUACGUGGGAUUAUGUUGAUGGGUGGCCUAGGAAUUUCAAAUUUUCUUUUGAGAAGUGUACGUAUUAUUUUGAGAUUGCGGUGGCAUUGGCAGUGGCUGCGAUUCCGGAAGGUUUACCGGCAGUGAUCACGACUUGUUUGGCACUCGGGACACGGAAGAUGGCCCAGAAGAAUGCGUUGGUUAGGAAGUUACCGAGCGUUGAGACGUUGGGGUGUACGACUGUGAUUUGUUCGGAUAAGACUGGGACACUUACAACCAAUCAGAUGUCAGUGGCAAAGCUGGUGGCAAUGGGGCAGGACAGGGAUCGGAUUCGGAAGUUUAGAGUGGAAGGGACUACUUAUGAUCCACAUGAUGGGAUAAUACUUGAAUGGCCGAGUGCCGGCAUGGAUCCGAACCUUCAAAUGAUUGCAAAGAUCGCGGCCGUUUGCAAUGAUGCUGGGAUUGCACAUUCGGGCCAUCAGUACAUCGCCAGUGGACUGCCAACAGAGGCAGCUCUGAAGGUACUUGUUGAGAAAAUGGGACUGCCGGAAAGCAUUGAUCGUUCAUCUUCAGCCUUUUCUGGCUUUGUAUUACCUUGCUGUCAAUGGUGGAAUGAGAUGGAACACAGGAUCGCAACUCUUGAAUUUGACCGUACCCGGAAGUCGAUGGGAGUUAUUACAAAGUCAAACUCAGGAAGAAAUUUGUUGCUAGUGAAGGGUGCAGUAGAGAAUUUGUUGGAGAGAAGUGCAUAUAUUCAGUUGGUUGAUGGUUCUGUAGUCAAUUUGGAUGGGACUUCAACAGAUCUACUAUUACAAGCCCUUCAUGAAAUGUCUACAAGUGCAUUGCGUUGUAUAGGUUUUGCGUAUAAGGAGGAUCUUUCUGACUUUGCAACAUAUGAUGGCGAAAAUCAUCAUGCUCAUAAGCUUUUACUUGAUCCCACUAAUUAUCAAUCCAUUGAGACUGAUUUGAUUUUUGUUGGCUUGGUUGGGCUGAGGGAUCCUCCUCGGGAAGAGGUUCACAAAGCAAUUGAGGACUGCAGAGCAGCUGGUAUCCGUGUAAUGGUUAUAACAGGAGAUAACAAGAAUACAGCAGAAGCAAUUUGUCGUGAAAUAGGUGUUUUUGGGCCUAAGGAAGACAUUAGUACAAAGAGCUUAACAGGGAAAGAGUUUAUGAACCACCCUGAUCCCAAACAUUACUUACGGCAAACUGGUGGGCUUCUUUUCUCCAGGGCUGAACCAAAGCAUAAGCAAGAGAUAGUAAGAUUACUCAAAGAAGAUGGUGAGGUGGUUGCAAUGACCGGUGAUGGGGUGAAUGAUGCACCUGCUUUGAAACUGGCUGAUAUUGGUAUUGCCAUGGGCAUUGCUGGAACAGAGGUUGCAAAGGAAGCAUCUGACAUGGUGUUAGCAGACGAUAAUUUUAGCACAAUAGUUGCUGCAGUUGGUGAGGGCAGAUCUAUUUACAACAAUAUGAAGGCCUUUAUCAGGUACAUGAUCUCCUCGAAUAUUGGUGAAGUUGCCUGUAUAUUCCUAACAGCAGCUUUGGGUAUUCCUGAAGGGCUGAUACCAGUUCAGCUUCUGUGGGUCAAUCUGGUCACGGAUGGCCCCCCUGCAACAGCUUUAGGAUUCAACCCUCCUGAUAGAGAUAUAAUGAAGAAACCCCCUCGAAGAAGUGAUGAUUCAUUGAUCACUGCGUGGAUUUUGUUCCGUUAUUUGGUCAUCGGGCUGUACGUUGGUGUGGCGACUGUGGGCGUUUUCAUCAUAUGGUACACCCAUGGCUCCUUCUUGGGCAUUGAUCUGAGUAAAGAUGGCCACACGCUUGUCACAUAUUCACAGCUCUCCAACUGGGAUCACUGCCUUUCUUGGGAGAACUUCACUGUCUCCCCAUUCACAGCUGGGUCUCACACGUUCUCCUUUGACAACAACCCCUGCGAUUAUUUCCAGUCCGGGAAAGUGAAGGCCAUGACCCUUUCUCUCUCUGUGUUGGUCGCCAUCGAGAUGUUCAACUCACUGAACGCUCUGUCUGAGGAUGGCAGCCUCCUGACAAUGCCGCCGUGGGUCAAUCCAUGGCUCCUCCUGGCCAUGACUGUCUCCUUCGGCCUGCAUUUCCUGAUCCUCUAUGUCCCUUUCCUCACAAAGGUGUUCGGGAUUGUGCCCCUCAGCCUGAACGAGUGGCUCCUCGUGUUGGCUGUCACAUUGCCUGUGAUCCUGAUUGACGAGGUUCUCAAGUUGGUGGGACGGUGCAAUAGUAGGACCCACUUCUCAGGUUCAAGACCAUCCAAGAAGCACAAGGAUGAUUGAGGUGCGGUAGCUGCUGACAUUGAUACAGUUGAAAUCUCUAACACGGUUGGCUGCAAGGUGUGUAUCUCUAUUGGAUGUUGAUGUGUUGGCUGAUGGCUUCUAACCCUUCGUUCUUUUCUAGAGGGUGGAUCUGAGCUCGAGUAGGAUAUGAAGGGAUUUGGGAUUUCUCAAUAACCGAAUUAGGAGAGAAUCAAUUCUUCUUCUAUCCUCAGAUUUUUGCAUUCUAGAACUCUUGUUUCAAUGCUAGAAUAGAAGCAUUUAAUUCUAGUAAUUUUUUUUUAAAAUUUUAAAAUUGUUGUCCGAUUGCUUUUGCUGACCACUCCUCAUGAUAGAUGCAUGUAGAGUUGGGCUGGCCUUUUUGAGUUCUUUAUAUGAUACCCACUGCUUCUCAUGGGUUGAUGUCUUA
Molecule: messenger RNA, 3807 nt
Organism: Magnolia sinica
Lineage: Eukaryota; Viridiplantae; Streptophyta; Magnoliopsida; Magnoliales; Magnoliaceae
Product: calcium-transporting ATPase 4, endoplasmic reticulum-type-like
Exons: 8
Coding region: 222-3401 (1059 amino acids)
Biological process (GO): calcium ion transmembrane transport; intracellular calcium ion homeostasis
Cellular component (GO): membrane
Molecular function (GO): P-type calcium transporter activity; ATP binding; ATP hydrolysis activity
Source: RefSeq, a predicted model, not a curated record